Blastomyces dermatitidis ER-3 is the source of this 1431-nucleotide messenger RNA. RefSeq names its product mitochondrial hypoxia responsive domain-containing protein. The transcript has 3 exons. Gene Ontology annotation, biological process: mitochondrial respirasome assembly. NCBI's taxonomy places the organism in Eukaryota, Fungi, Ascomycota, Eurotiomycetes, Onygenales, Ajellomycetaceae. Gene Ontology annotation, cellular component: mitochondrion. The record is from RefSeq and is a predicted model, not a curated record. Bases 427 to 873 code for a protein of 148 amino acids.
AGAAGAAGAAGAAGAAGAAGAAGAAGAAGAAGAAUAAAUGGUGUUUUGCUCCUAAUUUUCAGGGGGAGCUUGGAAAAUUCUGUUUUCACAAGCAUUUUGUCCGCACUAGUGCAUGGCUGUACAUCCACGCUUCGACGUCAUCCGCAAAAGCCCAGACAACUUCCCCAUCACCAAACAGACCUCAUGCACACUGCACCAAACGCCGCAACCAAUGCCCUGAAUCUUUCGGCUUCCCCAGUCCAACACCGACUCCUGGACUUAGACUUACACACGGCAACUAAGGGGUCCCAUCUCCAAUCCCCACGGCAAAAACGGGAGUUCGAAAUCUGUUCGAAAUCUAAAAAGGGAAAAAAAGAAAAUCCUCGGGCUCCGGCCAACAUCCAUCUAGUUUAGCAUAUCCGCCUAUACCAAUUGACAUUUGUUACAAUGCCCAAUAUAGAUAACACUCCCCUGCCGUCGUCAUUUGAUGCGCAUCCAGAGUUCUUCCAAGAAACAAAAUGGCAGAAAGUCACCCGCCGCCUUAAAGAAGAGCCUCUCAUCCCAAUAGGCUACGCCGCAACCAGCUAUGCCCUCUGGCGCGCCUACAAGUCCAUGAAAGCCCGCGACUCCGUCGAACUGAACCGCAUGUUCCGCGCGCGUAUCUACGGACACGCCUUUACGCUCUUCGCCAUCGUCGCCGGCGGCAUCUACUACGGGCAGGAGCGCAAGCAGCGCAAGGAGUUCGAGAAGGCAUUGCAGGAGAAGCAGGAUCAGGAGAAGCGGGAUGCGUGGUUGAGGGAGCUGGAGGUACGGGAUAAGGAGGAUAAGGAUUGGAGGCAGAGGCAUGCUGCAAUGGAGAUGGCGGCGAAGGAGGCGGAGAAAAAGAUGGGUUAGUAGGAAGAUAUUAUUGGGGCGAUCUGGGCUGUGAAGAUGGGAUGGAUGUUCAGGGUUUGUCUUGCCUGGUUGCCUUUUGGACUUUGGGCAUGUGGGUUUAGGGUUGGAGAGACGCUGGAAUCAACCAGUAAGCUUGACAGGUGGCUGGUUGUAGAGGGGAAUAGACUGGGCUAUGGAAGGCUGCUGGUAUCGCUGGAAAGUAUACCGUGGUGGGUGCCCUGGCUUGGCCCGAUUUUAUCACCAUAUUUUGUAUUUUUUUACUACAACUCCCCACCUCCCUAACACUUCUAUUUUGUUUUUGUCGGGCUUAUCUAGGAGUGAUCUAGAUUUGUCUCGUUCUUGUUAUUUUACUUUGUAUAUAGGGCUCUUGGAUACGGUGCUUCAAAUGGAAAUACAUCUCUUCUUUUUAUUAUGAUUAGUACUAUCAGUAUUACAGUAUUUGUAACUACCAUACAUUUUCCUCUGACGAUCGAGGUACGAAGACCCUAGUCAGUAUUGCAUGUAUAACACACACAUCGAGUCAAAAUAGAUCAAUGAGCCAUGGUAUUCCACCCUUGC